Arachis stenosperma is the source of this 1218-nucleotide messenger RNA. Its product is annotated as protein MAIN-LIKE 1-like. The record is from RefSeq and is a predicted model, not a curated record. Bases 1 to 1218 code for a protein of 405 amino acids. NCBI's taxonomy places the organism in Eukaryota, Viridiplantae, Streptophyta, Magnoliopsida, Fabales, Fabaceae. The transcript is spliced from 4 exons. Gene Ontology annotation, biological process: meristem maintenance; meristem development.
AUGAGUAGUAGUGGAAUUAAUGUGGAAGAAAACCUUAAUAGGUUAGAUGAAUUUCACAUUUCUGCGCAUUUACAUUUGAAGUCGGCACGUGUGUUGACUCCGCAUGGCACACUAGUCGACCUUUUUACUUCAGAUGAAGCAGAUCCAAGUAUGGAGAUUAUGAGGCAGAUGCUUGAACCGUAUCUGAGAAGAGCCAGAUUCUAUUAUGCGUCUUUGAUAAAGCAUUUUGAAUAUGACAGCCCAUUUAUUAGCGCUCUUGUGGAAAGAUGGCAUCCUGAGACCCACACAUUCCACCUCCUAUGGGGUAAGUGUACUGUUACUCUGGAGGAUGUUGCUAUGCAGUUGGGGUUACCAAUCGAUGGUGAGCUGGUGAGCAGCACUCUAAGGUCUUGGAGUAAGUUCCACCAGAAAGAUAUUUGGCAAUGGUGUGAGGAACUCCUUGGUGAAGUUCUUGAUGGACAUGUUGGGACUACAAAGUUUAACAUAAAAUUGAAGUGGCUCAGAAGUCGGCUCCAACAGAUGCCGCUGGACUCUCCAAAGGACGCCAUCAUACAGUACGCACGUUGUUACAUUCUGUAUUUGCUGGGUGGCAUUCUACUUCCGGACAAGGCAAACAACACGGUCCAUAUCCGUUAUCUUCCUCUCUUGGCCAACUAUAACGCCAUUAGUACCUAUAGCUGGGGCAGUGCGAUUCUCUGUUGGUUAUAUAGAGCAAUGUGCCUAGCAACUGAUUAUAACAUGGAGGGAAUGGCUGGCUGCCAUACGUUACUGAUGUCAUGGAUAUACUAUAGGCUACCUUUUUGGGCACCAGAAGUGACGAGUCCGUAUAACUUCCCCUUAGCUACAAGGUGGGCAGGUAAGAAAGGGAAGAAUGACUAUGCUGAGCAACGCUUGCUUAGGCACCGCUUGAGGUUGGACAACCUAAAGGUGGAUGAGUUUAUGUGGAUGUCGUACAUGGAUGCACAUAUUAUGUCGAGAGUGCUGGGGGGAUUUCUAGGUGCCCCACAUGGAGAUUUCUAUACAGCGGUCAUGCCUUUGAUAUUAUUCUGGUGGAUCGAGAUUGUUAACAUAGACAGAGUCAUGCGUCAGUUCGGGGGAAAACAAGGACUGCCAAACCCUCCGUUGAACAUCGAUAGCUUUCAUGGACAAUCGGCUCGCAACGACGAUGGAUGGUGCCCCAUCCGCCUACAAACAUGGUUCGAAGUGUGGGCAAACUGA